UACCUAUUCCCACUCAAAUAAUUGGACUGUCUUAAUUUGACGUUUUUCUAUUUUUAUGUACUGUCAUUUGCAUUUCCUCAUUUUUCUAAUGAGAUAAUUAAAGAAACAGACCCACCAUUGUUAGAAAUUUAGGUGAAAAAGUGUUAACAUCAAUUUUUGGAGAGCCCGUCGUUAAAUUAAUUGAGCAUUUGAUAGCGACGAGCCGCAAGAAUGACCACGGCCGUGAAGCUGAUCGCGCUGUUCGCGCUCCUGCUGCAGAAGAGCGCCGCCGAGGCGCCCCUUUCGGACUCAGCCUCCCUUCCGGCGGAACAUCGCAACCUCUACGGGCCUCCCUUAUCAGGAGCUGGAUAUCCUGGCACUGGGCUCCUACAGGACGUCGGAUCCCAAGGUGAAGAAGCUUGGCCAUUAGCUACACCAGAAAUGCCGCAGAUUAAGGGCCUCCAAGUUCAAUGUGAGAAGACUCAUAUGAGGGUGAACAUCGAAUUCGACCGACCAUUUUACGGAAUGAUCUUCUCCAAGGGUUACUACAGUGAUUCACAUUGCGUCCAUUUGAAACCUGGAAAAGGACAACUCAGCGUAAACUUCGAAAUUUAUUUGAACAGUUGUGGAAUGUCUUCUUCGGGUAAUCAUAACGCCGCUAGUUAUGGAGGUCCAACCCCGAGUGGAAGUUAUGUGGAGAAUACUAUUAUUAUUCAAUACGAUCCUUACGUCCAAGAAGUUUGGGAUCAAGCAAGAAAAUUACGUUGCACGUGGUACGAUUAUUACGAAAAAGCCGUCACAUUUAGACCUUUCCAAGUCGACAUGCUCCAUGCGGUUACUGCAAACUUCCUCGGCGAUAAUUUGCAAUGUUGGAUGCAGAUUCAAGUAGGAAAAGGACCUUGGGCUUCUGAAGUAUCUGGGAUCGUGAAAAUCGGUCAAACCAUGACGAUGGUCUUAGCGAUUAAAGAUGAUGAGAACAAAUUCGAUAUGUUAGUAAGAAAUUGUGUUGCCCAUGAUGGAAAUCGAGCUCCAAUUCAACUCGUAGAUACAAAUGGUUGCGUCGUUAGACCGAAAAUUAUGAGCAAAUUCCAAAAGAUAAAGAACUUCGGCUCCUCGGCUUCCGUAGUAUCAUUCGCAUACUUCCAAGCGUUUAAAUUCCCAGACUCGAUGAACGUACACUUCCAAUGCGUUAUUCAAGUCUGUAGAUACAAUUGUGCAGAACCGAAGUGCGGUGGUCAUGAUUUGGGAAUUGUUGGAGAAUAUGGACCGCCGCCUGGUAACGCUUUAGGAAGCGGAGAUUUUGGAGCUCAUACCGCGGGUCUUAGCGGAGAUUAUGGUGCUUCAUUAUUAGGAGAAUACGGAGUUCCACCAGCAUAUAAUCCCGAUCCAAGACAUCCUUCUGGUCCAUCCGGGGCAUAUUCUGAAAAUCAACCCGACGUAGUCCCGGCUCCUCAAGCUCAAACAUCUUCAUCUACAUCUAACCCUCCAAAUCCUUCAUCCCCAGCUCCUCAAGCACCUCAACAAAGCAGCAACGACAUCCAUCUUCCUCCACCUCCACUACCAGGACAUCAUUCGCCAUACAGUACCGUUAAAAGAAAAGGAGUUGCUGAUGAAUUUGAAGGAAAUUUGGCUACAAUCGGAGGAAGACCAAGAUCUGUAGAAAACCUCUCGGAUCUUCAAGGAGUUAGGAGGAGGAGAAGCCCGGAAGUGUUAAACUUUGUCGUGAGCCACGUUUACAAACGAGAAGCACAAGAUAUGACGGAUGUCAAUACUAGCCGUACUAUUCAAGUAGUAGCUCCGGGAGACGUUAAUUUCGCAUUGAAUCCACCUCAAAGUAACGAAACUGUCGUCAUACAAUCUGCAUCAUCGGAUUCGGAAACAAUUUGUAUGUCGGUUCCAAGUUUUGUAGCCGGUUUGGUCAUGUUGCUAUUGGUGCUUAUCGUGGCGAGUCUGGUGGCUGCGUUUUUGUUCGUGAGGGUUAGGGCGAUCGAUCGCAAAGGGGCAUCGGCCUUUCUUGGUGCGGCCGCCUACGACAACGCGGAGUUUGUGAAAGUGUCUAACUGAAAUCGCGUGAAACUGCCGUUCCGGUUUCGAACUUUCCAAAGAUGUUCAGGAAGACCGAAUUUCGCGAGUGACAACGCUCGAUCACGGACUCUCUCUCCCCGAACUACCCCAUUAAAGAAAAUUCCCCGCUAAUUUAUUUAAGUUAUUUCUUUUAUUUGAUUAUUUGUUAUUAUUUAUUUUUGCAGAUUUCGAGCAUUUCCGAUCUAUUUUUUUGUUCAAUCUUUUCAUUUUUUUUUGCGAGAUGAAUAGGCUCACUUCUUUCCGACGACACGCGAGCUGAAGCUAGUCUACUGUAGUUAGAUUUUUUUUAGGAACAACAAAAUGUACAUACUGUGUAAACGUAUAUGAAAUACUCAAAAUGUAAUUAAUUUAUUCGCUACAUUAUCCGGGCUGCUACUAUUUUUUUUUGUUUUUUUUUUAGAACUGUAUAUGCUCGUACGAUCGAAAGAAUAAAAUAAUUAAAAAAAUAAAGAUCUUUUUUAAUUGUAGCCUUUUAUUUUGAAUUUUUCCU
Molecule: messenger RNA, 2554 nt
Organism: Onthophagus taurus
Lineage: Eukaryota; Metazoa; Arthropoda; Insecta; Coleoptera; Scarabaeidae
Source: RefSeq, a predicted model, not a curated record